Pyricularia grisea is the source of this 2402-nucleotide messenger RNA. RefSeq lists its product as uncharacterized. The record is from RefSeq and is a predicted model, not a curated record. Gene Ontology annotation, cellular component: extrinsic component of intraperoxisomal membrane. NCBI's taxonomy places the organism in Eukaryota, Fungi, Ascomycota, Sordariomycetes, Magnaporthales, Pyriculariaceae. Gene Ontology annotation, biological process: peroxisome inheritance. The transcript has 2 exons. The coding region runs from base 138 to 2234 and encodes 698 amino acids.
GAAUCAGUCGUCUGAUGUCAGAUUAACCGCUCGCCAAGACAAAGCCGUGUUCGUGGCUAUCUGCAGGGACAAAAUUUCCUUCGGGACAAGUUACGAACCCGAGGAUCGCGAAAGAUUCGGCCAACAAAACCUAUACAAUGGAGAGAGAAGCCACCAUUGACGAAGCACGACGCGACGACACCAUCCCCAAGAUGAACAUCGCAAAACCUCCCGGUACGGUAAACGCCGCUCCUCGACGCAUUGUUACAGCACCGGUUCACUCGCAGGCCUCCCGGCCCGAUGUAGCGCCCUCAGCUCCACAACCCGGAGGCAUCGAGACACUCUAUAGCCAUCCCUCUGUCAAAAUAAUAGCCUUCACAGCCGGACCUCGCGUUUUUGAUAGCCUAGGUCGGAAGGUAUCGUCUCCAAUAGAGGUUGAACCGGGUUCUUUGUCUUGGUCUUCCCAGUUGGAGCGGACAAUUGCCGUCGGUCCAUUUAGAAUAUAUCGUGCUCCUGGCUCAGUUGCCUUCCUCAACUGCGGCUCCGCGCUACAGCCAAUCCUACCCAAAAGCCAGUGUUGGUGUAUCGACGAAUGCUCGAGUAAAUUUGUGCUUCAGAUAAGACGUCCGCAGUACUGGCGCAUCGAGAUCGCCGUCGAUGUCGAAAAGGCCCAGGCUCUCCGCGAUGUUUUUGAGAAAAUUUUGCAGUUUGAGAAAACACCAUGUCCGUUUCAACGAGCGUUUACGGUUGAACUGCCAGAACGACCGCAACAGUCGGUCAAGAAGCGCCCCUGGACGCCUGUUCAGCGGAAGCCAUCAUUACAGUUUCCACCAACUCCAGUUACGCCUGAGGCCGAACCACCGAUCGCACUGAUGGGGAAGAGGAGCAGUGACUUUUACAAGCAGACAAGCGGCUCGCCAGCUGAAAAUGCGACAACGCCGACUUUGCCUGCGAUUCAGAAGAUAAGGAGGAAGAAUAGUGCAUUCACCCAAACGGAAGGCUCGGAGGAAACUCCCACGCCGACUCUAACGCCCGCUCUGACGCCGACCCUGAAAGCGACUGUACAGGAAAAUGUGGAGGUGGAGUCUCUGUCGCAAGGCCCGUCGAAGACGAACAUUGAGCCCAAAGCAGAGGUACCAGACGAGGUCCUCGCCGUUGAUGCAACGGCUGCGAUUACCCGGCAGCAUCUAGGCUUUCAAGCCAGCCGAUCCGUUACUGCUCCACCACAGCUGUCACUAAUGACGCCUUCAUCAAAGCCUCCCACUGAAACAUGUGAGCUGGCAGAGCCACAGGCCGAGUAUACCGAAGAGCAGAAUUCGGAACUGAAUUCACCAACAGACUCCUCGGCUUCUUUCCAUAGCCUUCAGAGCUGGCAUUCUUCCAAGGGCCCGCUCCCUCCUUCACCACCACUUUCUAAUCCUAAUUCACCAAGAACGUUUCCCUAUCCUCAUGAAAACAUCCCGUUACCGCCACCCGUUUCCUCUAGAGUGGAGCUGGAAGAUAAGGAGCCCCCAAUGACCGCAUUGAGGCAGAGCUUUGUUGAAGGCGACCUGAGUCCUAUGAGGGCUCCUCAUGAGGAUGCUAGCGUGGAUGAGUCGAGCCUUAAGGACCAGUCUGUUUCCGUCUCUAGCGAUUGCGCAUCCGAGACUUCAAUUUCCCAUGCAUCCUCUUGUGAGGAUACCUCUCAGCGACCACACACACCGGCAACCGCUGCCAGUGCCUCUACGGAUCUGAGCCGCAGGCCUCGCAUUAGACAUCGCCCUACGACAAGCAGCAUCUCUGUCAGCCGAGCACUCUCCCCUCUCCCAUCGGCCGCCAACCUUUUCUCCCCUCACAACAAGUUCAGAGCCCUUGGCCGCCCUACGACCCGGCUCCAAGCUGUCAGCCGAAUCCCUGGGGCCAUCAUUCACAAGACAUGCGAAAUACUUCUUUCCCCUCCCAGCCAUUUGAUCAGCCUGAUGCUCAACGUCGCAGCGCGUAUCACAGGUGGCGAGUGGCGAGGGUUUGUAUUUGGUGUCGGCGAGUCUGGUGAACAGAUCCCCGUGCAUUGGGAUUACUCGGACAGCAGCGACACGGGCAGCACUACCGGCCGUUGCUGGGAGGUAAAUGAUGAUGACAAUGCAGAGGGUGAUGCGGCGCAGUCGUGGCAAGAGAGUCGCAUCUCGGCCACGGACGCCGGCAAGGCAACGACAGAAACUGCACUCGCCACCAAUGAAUCCGCUGCCGAUGAUUGCCAGAGCUGGGAAGUCGACUAGGGGCGAUUUUUCGGAAUGGCCGAUAACUUGCGCGAAAUUCCUUGAGUCACUACUGGGGCCGAGUCCCCUGGAGAGACGGAGGAAAGAGAGAGAGAGAGAGAAAGAAAAAAGGCUGGCAACAUUAUUGCGUCUCACUUUUAUUGAGGUAUGCCCGCCACCCUGUCGUUG